UUUUGAACACUGUCAACUGUUAGGCUUAACUCUCCGUAACACAUUGAACGCGGCACGGUCGGAACAAUACCGGCGAUGAAAAUGAGCCACAUUGUUUUUACUGAAACAACAACCAGGCGUCCAGCACUGGGCAGCUCAUCGUAUGUGUCACUGACAGUGAGGCUUUCCCCAGCGGAGCAUCUCUGUUUUAGUGUCUCAGCAUUGUGGAGCAAAAGCUUGAUCAUAUGCAACAAGAACCCUCUAGGAACCCUCUAAAUGGAGAUGCCAUAUUUCAAGAAUAAUUUUUGGGGAGAGAAGAAUGCAGGUUUCGACAUUCUCUACCACAACAUGAAGCAUGGACAGAUCGCCACCAAAGAGUUGGCUGAGUUUGUGCGUGAGAGGGCGGCCAUCGAGGAGACUUACUCGAAAUCCAUGAGCAAACUGGCCAAGAUUGCUAGCAAUGGAAGCCCUCUCGGCACGUUCGCCCCUAUGUGGGACGUGUUUCGCGUGUCCUCGGACAAACUGGCCCUCUGCCACCUGGAGCUCAUGAGGAAGAUGAAUGACCUUAUCCGUGACAUCAACAAGUACAGCGAGGAGCAGGUCAAAAUUCACCGCAAGACGAAAGAGGAAGUGAUCGGGACUUUGGAGUCAGUGCAGUCUCUUCAGGUGCAGAACACCCACCUGCAGAAGGCCAGAGAAGGCUAUCACAGCAAGUGUGUAGAGCUGGAGAGACUGCGCAAAGAAGGAGUGCCUCAGAAAGAGCUGGAAAAGGCUGAGCUGAAAUCUAAGAAGGCAGCUGGGUCUUUUGCAGGGUCUAUUGAGAAGUUUAACCGUACUGGAAGAGACUUUGAACAGAAAAUGAGUGAAUCAGCACAGAAAUUUCAGGACAUUGAGGAGGCUCAUUUACGUCAGAUGAAACUACUGAUCAAAGCGUAUUCCCACUCCAUUGAAGACACACACGUACAGGUUGGGCAGGUCCAUGAGGAAUUUAAGCAGAACGUGGAGAACAUUGGCAUUGAGAACCUCAUUCAGAAGUUUACAGACCAGAAGGGAACAGGAAAGGAGAGACCGGGUCCAGUAGGGUUCGAGGAAUAUCUGUCCCCACUAGUGUCUGAGAACAGUAAAAAGAGUCGUGCUAAAGCCUUCAGGAUCCCUGGACUGGGAAAGAAAGACAAGGAACCGGAUUCAACAGAUUCAGCUGUGGCAGAUGCACUUAACUCACCCCUCAAAGUGGACAACGAGGGCUUUGUGAUACGUGCAGAUGCCAACCAGAAUGGUUGUGCUGCUGAGGAGAAGGAGGGAAAUUUUUACUCCAGCGACUCGGAUUUCGAUGAUGAUGAACCCAAGAAGUUUCACAUCCAGAUCCGACCGGUUGCCAGCAGUAACCGUAGUAACUCAGCAGCCAAUGAAAUGGAGUUGAAGGCCACAGUGGGGGCGUUGACCCUGCCUCCUAACAGAGCGGUGUCAGUAAAGAAGCAGCUCUCACGAAACUCCAGUUCAGCAGGUCGAUCUGAAGGGGAAGGGGAAAGUGUUCCCCAGAGAGAUGGAGAACAGGAGGGUCUGCGCAGAUCCACAUCCAGCCCAGAUCACAGCAGGCUGAGUUCCACAGCAUCCGGUUCGGACGCUCUGUUUGGACCUCCUCUGGAGUCGGCCUUUAAAUCCCACAGCUUUGCUGGCAGAGAGCAGCUCCAGAAGGCAUUUGCUGCAUCUGAAUAUGCAGCCUUCUCUUCUGAUUCAUCCUCUCCUGAGAAUGUGGAGGAUUCUGGACUAGAUUCACCAUCCCAUCAGCCCCUUGGGGCUUCCCCAGAGCCCACCGGUUGGGCAGCCUGGCCAUCCACUCAGUCUCAAUCUAAAGACUCUGUAAACUUGAGCCGAUCCUGUGACCCCUUCCUCACUGCGUUCAGUGACCCCUCACUUGGUCGAUCUCCUCUUCCACAGGAUGACCCCACAAAAGCCUGGCCUUCCAAUCUACGUUCUCCACGGGCCCCACCCAACGUCGAGCCCACCACCUUCAGCUUCCCGGCCUUCUCCCACAGCCUGCCGUCUUCAGAACUGGAGCCCUCUGUGUGGAGCUGUAAACACAUUCCUCCAGAAGACCCCUUCUUGGAUGCUUUUGAACACUCUGCCCCCAAAGACAACCUGCCUCCACCUGAUGCCUGGGCCCCGCCUCCCCCUCGGCCCACCAGGGACGGCAGGGGCAUGGAAGGCCGCACCGAUCCCUUUUCUAUCUCUCUGAAUGACACUAAAACCCUCCCUCCCCCAUCCUCCUCCCGCAAAGACCGAGACAGAAAAAGAGAAUGUAGCGUCCCACCUCCAGAGUCCCCAGAUGAUCCUUUCGCUAUUACUAUGAUCGGUAGUCCAACGCACCAAUCGUCGCUGGCGGCGCAGAUGGCUGCACAAGGCAGAGCCAGUAGUAAUAGACCGACGCCCAGUCCUAACCCCGCCCCCAGUUCUCAGCCGAAGAAAGAGCUGGUGCACUGGAACUCAGUGCAUAACCCUUUUAGUGAAGGCACUACAAAUAACACUGUCACACAAGAGUCCACCAGAAAACAGAGAUCUUUUCACGACGAGCCUCGAAGGAAUGGACCACCACUCACACGGCAUUCUGGGCCACAGGAGGACCUCUGCUUCUCUACAGACAAGGACCAGAAUUUCCUGGAUAUUAACACACAUCCAGUUUCCCAGCAUGGUUUCAGGCAGGACAGCACUGAGCGUCUGGCAUUGGCUCCCCCUCGGUCGGUUCGGCCCAAGCGCUCUGCAGGCAGGCUCAGUGGCUGUGAGCGGUCUAGGUCCCUGUGCUCGUCUCCGUUGCCUAAACCCAGUCCUCCCCUCACCUCUUCAUCCUCCUCCAGCCCCAGCGAAUGGGGGGUGCAGAACCGUGUUCCCAGCCCAGCCCGAGGUUUGUCCCGAGGGCCCAGUCCCAUUUCUCUGAGUACUCAGGAGUCUUGGCCUGUAGCUGCAGCCAUCACGGAGUACAUCAAUGCCUACUUCAAAGGAGGAGAACACAACUGCUGUCUGGUUAAGAUCACCGGUGACCUCACUAUGUCCUUUCCUGCUGGCAUCAUCCGCAUUUUCACCGCCAACCCCAACGCACCAGUAUUAAGCUUCAGAUUGGUGAACAUCUCUCGAGUGGACCACUUCUUACCCAACCAGAAGUUACUCUACAGCGAUCCGACACAGAGUGACCCGGACACCAAGGAUUUCUGGUUUAACAUGCCGGCCUUGACGCUCCACCUGCAGAGAGAGGCAGAGCUGAACCCACAGGCCUCCUAUUACAAUGUGGCUCUGCUAAAAUACCAGGUGUCCUCUCAGGAUCCGGGUCGUGCGCCCCUCCUGUUGUCCGCCGAGUGUCAGCGCAGUGGAACAGUGACCCGUGUGUCUCUGGAUUACCACUGCUGUCCCGCAACCGCCCCCGCCAACCAGCUGACCUCUGUACAAGUGCUGCUGCCCCUCGAUCACACGGCCACCGACCUGCAGUGCCAGCCGCCCGCAUCCUGGAACGCAGAGGAAAGACGACUCCUAUGGAAAUUGUCCAACCUCUCUCCGACAAAUCACAGCAAAGGGUCUGGCACGUUGUGCGCCAGUUGGCAGUGCCUGGAGGUGCCCCGCGGUCCUCCCCCGAGCCUGGCUGUGCAGUUUGUGGGAUCGGGAGCUUCUCUCGCAGGCCUGGACGUGAAGCUGGUGGGCAGCCGCUACCGCAUGUCCCUGGUGAAGAAGAGGUUUGCCACAGGAAAAUACAUGGCUGGCUGUUCUUUAUGAGCGGUGAUGGUGACUGCUUCACUACCAGAGGCACAAAGUUUGCACUUUUUAACCCCCCUGAGCUGCUGGAACUGUCCACGUGCUACAGGCCUGAAGAGGAGAGAUCAUGUUGUAUAUAUAUAUACACAGUGUGAUGUGUGGGAAACCGCUAGUAAUACCCAUGAUGCAUUGCUCUAGGACAAGUAUGCACUGGAAUUAGGGACCACAACCAGCCUCUACUUUUAUCUGUAUAGAAUUCUUUGUUUGGUGCACAAGCCACACAUUUAUUUCAAGUUUGAAGAACUGGAUAUAUUUCUGUUCAUUUUUAGUGCAAAUUUGUGAAUGAAUAAGUAUGAACGUACAAUGGAUAUAAAGUUCUGAUAUUUACAGAAUGUAUGCAUGUUGAGUAUUCAAGAAAGGUUUAAUAUGAAAAAUAAGUCCAUGUGUGUCAAUUACACUGCAAGCAUCGGAGACAAAAGUGGUUUACACAAAUUUAUUACACUUUUUACCAGUACAAAAUACAGUCGGAACUAAGCGGUUGAGGCUAAAUAAAGAUUUGUUUAAAAGACACAAAAAUAAGGUAUCAAUAUAGUGAGAAGAAUUGCAUUUACUUCCAUAAAAAUAAUCCUUAGCCAGAAGCUUUAAAACAGCAUUAAAAAAAAUAAAAUAAAAAUACACUGAGCAAAUUCCCUUCCCAAAAGCACACAACAGGCAAAGAACAUGACAGGCGUUAAAGUACAGAGCCUGACACUCACAAUCAACCACAGUGAGAAAACCUCUGCCAAUCACUUCUCAGAAACAAACACAAAGCUAGUAGAAAUGAAGUUUAUCUUUGUAAAUAUCAGAGGGACAUGUAGGGUGCCCAUUACGGGCCGCUACCAGGCACCAGUAAAGAUCCCAACCUGAAAACGACAUAUCUCCUGAAAAUAUUUCCAGCUUUACGUCAGCUAAGUGGGCACAUCGUUUCCAUUACAAGCGUGAAAACUAAAACAUCAGAUGUACAGCACCAGGUGAUGAGGCGUAUCUGUAAGAAUCUGCAUAUUCUGUUAUGUGUCUAUUUUGGGUUUUCUACAUCUUCUAGAAAAAGCUUUUAGCUAUUAUAUAGCUUUUACUUUCUUUUUUUUUGUAAUUACAUUUACACAAUAUCUACUUAAAUAUGUAUAGGAAGUGAUUUUAAUCAAU
Molecule: messenger RNA, 4899 nt
Organism: Sinocyclocheilus grahami
Lineage: Eukaryota; Metazoa; Chordata; Actinopteri; Cypriniformes; Cyprinidae
Product: F-BAR domain only protein 1-like
Exons: 28
Coding region: 256-3738 (1160 amino acids)
Biological process (GO): clathrin-dependent endocytosis; clathrin coat assembly
Cellular component (GO): clathrin-coated pit; clathrin-coated vesicle; cytoplasm
Source: RefSeq, a predicted model, not a curated record